This is a messenger RNA of Gadus morhua (Atlantic cod), 3228 nucleotides long. RefSeq names its product BLOC-1 related complex subunit 6 (gene borcs6). The record is from RefSeq and is a predicted model, not a curated record. Gene Ontology annotation, cellular component: BORC complex. Bases 105 to 1394 code for a protein of 429 amino acids. Gene Ontology annotation, biological process: lysosome localization. The transcript has 7 exons. Lineage: Eukaryota; Metazoa; Chordata; Actinopteri; Gadiformes; Gadidae.
AAGGCGGAACUAGUAGGUCUUGGAAGAUGCAACGCGGAAGGACUUUCCGGAAGGACUUAUUUGUUGCCUACAAUUUUUGGUAUUAAAACUGCACUGGUGGAGGGAUGAGUUUAUUCCCUGCGAUUGGCACAGAGCUGCCAGAUGCAGCCAAUGGGGUGGCCGCACCUGUCUCCACGCAAACAUUCAACGACAAUGGCCCCCACAGCCACACCCAGGCUCCCCUGAGGUACGGAGGGGGCAGAGUACCUCAUCCUGGUCACAGAGUGGAGGAGGAAGAGGAAGGGUCUCUCGGAGAGAAUCACCUCCACUCUGAGACGGACCAACGUUCAAGAACCCACAGUACGGACUCCAAAAGGCAUGUGAAGUCGUCGCACAAGUCACGUGCUUCCAAAGCCUCCCUCGCCGCCGCCGCCACGCACACAACAGAUGCCGGACGACACACACAGUCUUCGAAGGCCCGGCACACCCCCGAGCCCCCUGGCGCAGCUCUGCGGUGGGCCCCAGUCAGUGCAGAAGAGACACAGUCCCUGGGAGAUGACGGGGAGAUGGAGAAACAAGAUGGGGAGGAGGAUGAGAAGGAGAGACAGUGGGUGGGUCAGCACGCAGAACCUGGUGAAGAACUGGGGUCCUCGCGGCGCUACUCCUCCUCGGCCCCGGGGCCCAGCUCCUGCGGCUCCUCCUCCUCCGCCCGGCCGCCGCCCCCCCCCCCGGAGGAGAGCCCCUGCCCGCCCCACGUCAUGGCCCAGGUGCGUGUGCGCAACGUGCCCGAGCGGGAGCGCAUCGUGCGGGGCAUGCAGGACAGCAAGAGCCUGGACGAGAUCAGCCAGGCUUGUGGAGGGGGUCUGGGGUCCCGGGGCGGCGGCCGGGGGGGCCAGUCUGAGGGCCGCAGGGCCACCAUCUCCUCAGCCUUGGAGCUGGAGGGCACGGUCAGCCAUGACGGAGACCUGACCCACUUCAUCACCAAGAACCUGGAGCAGAAGAUCAAGCUGAGCACCAAGCCCAGCCUGGACUGUAGCGACUCCGACUGCUCGGGGCCCAUCCUCCGCAGCCGCGGGUCGGCCCGGAGACCGGCGGACAUCCCGCCCAUCGACCCUGCCGUCCUAUUGGACCUCGAGAGACACACCCAGGAACUGGCUCGCAGUGUGGAGCUGAUGAUGCGUGGCCUCAACGGGGCCAUCCAGAAUAUGACUGCACUCAGCGUGGGCUACAUCCAGACCUAUCGGGACUCAGUGGACAGCCUGGGAGAGUCUGUGGACAUGAGCAUCAAGGGAAUGUACACCUUGAUGGCGCGUUGUGAGGAGCUGGAUCGCUCCAUGAAGCCCAUACACACCCUGGCCGCUCAGAUACACGACAUCAAGCGCACACUGGACGCGCUGGAGGCCAUCUGCAAGUAACCCCGCCCACCCCACCAAAGUCAUCCAAAAGCCAGCUGCUAAGAUCUAUAGAUCGAGCUCACCCGGAGCGCGCUAGAGAAAAGAACGGUACAAAGCGGGAAUCUCACAGGCAAACAAAAAAAGACAUUAGUAUACAUUUAUGACUGACCCCGCCCGCCUCUGCGACACCUGCUAUACCAACAAAACAAGCACUCCUCAGUGGCUCCGUCGUGAACUGGGAUGCUUUGGGACUCAUGGAAUACCUAUUGCCAGGAUCAGCACGGGAUCGAAUGCUAACCCCGUACUCCGGCAGACCACACGGCCACCGCAGACGGGAACUUUUAACCGUCAUGGAAACCUAGAAAUCGCCACUUGAUUUGUCAUUGAACCUGUCUGACCACUGUUUCUAGGCUAGAGCUGUACGUUCCAAAACAGAACCUUAAUCAUAAUCACAAACACACACACACACACAAACACAUUAAAAAAUACGCAUGUAUUAAACACAUACGCAAGUAUAUAACACAUAAGCACAGACAUACAGAAACACACCGUCCAGCCCACAUAGUUCAGAUUGCACUAACCUCUGCUCUCCUGAAGGGGGCAGGUUUUCCCUGUCUUUUUCCCGACCAGACGUUCACAGACUCCAGAAGUCUGAGGCACGAUUUGCACUGCAGCAGAAGAAUUUUUUAUUUGAAUGAUGAUAGCGACCGCUAUGGAAAACGUCACAUCCAUUUUAUGCCUUUAUUAUUUUCACAGAGGGGAUUGUUUGUAUGGUAUUAAUGCUUUGUUAGGACUGUAGGAUCAAUGGUCACACACUCCCGUCUCAUUCAUGACCAGGAACCUGCCCUAAAGACCAACCAAUUCAACAAAUUCCCCACUGGUAGCAUUGGUUUAAUGGAGAGCCGGGUACGUUGAUUUGCAUUGCUCAAAGGCGCACGGGUGGUAGGUCGAUUUUUCGUUUUAAUAGCAUUUUAGCUGAUGGUCUUUGAGUGAGUAAUGGGUCACUUACAGCCUAGCAUCUGCCACCUGCCAGGAGUUAAAGAUGUGGUUCAGUUGAGUUGGAGUCAGUCCCGUAGUUAAGUCCACAUCUGUACACGCAUCGGUGUGUCUGAUGCUACACGACCUCAGUGUCGUGAUCGGUUCAUGUCGUGAUGGGCUCAUAACCGUCGUCUUGGAUAGAACCACUGCUUUACUCUGCUUUUCCAAAAGAUGCAUAAUUCACGAAUCAUGUGUUAACCAUUAAUGUUACGAUGAGUCCUCUAAUUUCUUAAACAAACUCCCGAUGUGUUAUUCGUUAUUUAUUCUUCACUUCUGACAUUUUUACAGUUUAUAUUGUUCAUAUUUAUAUGAAACAGAAGAAAAUAUGGAGUAUGAUAAUAUAUUUUUUUCUUCGUUAAAUCCCCAAACAUCCACGCAGUACAUUUGAAUGCUUCACAGGUCGAUAUACUUUUUCUUUGCAUCUUUAUUUCAUUUUACAAUGGUCUACACCAACUAUGUGGCCAGUCACAGGGAAGAUCGUAUCGUUCACAGAAAGGUAUUGAUCAUCUUGACUCGCCAAAGUCUUGCCAGAGUUCCGGUGGAUCUGAAAGGCAACACUUUCCUCAAAGUUGUGGUCGUUCGGCCAUCUUGCUUUUCAUGGUGUGGAAAAAAACCCAUUUUAAAUGAUAAGAGGCGUCCCUUUUGUCAAUGCACUGGCAGAGAGCUUGGAAUGAGAUCCUGGUAGUCCUGGUGGUCCUGGCUCUCUAUUACCCCUGGUCCGUACCUAACACUGUUUACAGAAGGCCAUUGACACACACACAAAACGCGGUGAUGUCAUCGUUUGAAGUGUCAUCGCUAAAAUGCAAAAAAAAAAAAA